AGGCUGGGGUUCCUCCUCCCGGCAGCCCAGCCGCACAUACUCUAAGAACUCCUGCAGGAGAGCAUGUGAAUCUUGGAGCUGCCAGCUCUUCUCUUCCUGUUUCCACCAGCCCCCGCCCUGAGGGGCUCAGCAGACCAUGAUACAAGCUGAAGCAGAAAGAUGACAACAAAUAUUACCAGACCUAUGUUCAUCAGGUCUCUUUCUUGAAUCGUUGAAAAACCUGAGAAGAACUAGAGACCACAGCCUGCUUCCCUUUUUAAGAGAGGUGGAGAACGAGUCCUGUCCACAGUCAAGAUCCACGAACCCAACGUGAUUACCACUUUCUACCUCUGAGAUCUUGGAGACAUCUGAGGUUUAAUGAGGACUUUCCAGCAUUCCAGACUGCUGCCCUGCAAUGAAGCUCUGAGUCAUGGUCUCUGGGUCUAAGGAGUUGGCAACAAUGUGGAACCCCAGGACAGCCAACCUGACUAACCUUCACUCCGAGCAGAAUCCCAAAAUGAAUCUGGCGUGAAAUCAGAGCAAGCCCAGAGAAAGACUUGCUUGUUAAUGGAAACAGGAAAGGAGAGAAAGGUUUGCAACAAAUUGCAACAGACUUUCCACCAAUCUAAAGAGCCCACCUUCCUUAUCAACCAGGCCGUUCUUUGUGGUGACUCCCAUUCUAGCCUUUCGCCAGACACAGAGCAUGUCAGUCAUGCUGGAAAAAUAAAGACAGGACCUCAGAAAACAAGACCUGGAACGGUGAUACUCUCAAAACGGUCCAGUAGGAGAAUUAUGUCGGAAAGUCAGCCCGGCCCCCCUGUGAUCCCGUCCCGCAGGCCUGGAUUCCGGGUGUGCUAUAUCUGUGGCCGAGAAUUUGGGUCCCAAUCAAUUGCUAUUCAUGAACCCCAGUGCUUGGAGAAGUGGCGAAUUGAAAACAGCAAGUUGCCCAAGCACCUGAGGAGGCCAGAACCCUCCAAACCACAGCCUCUUGGGGGCAGUGGGUCCUAUAAUCUUCAGGCAGUGAACGAGGCAGCAUUCCAAAGUUCCCAGGCUCAGCUGCUGCCCUGCGAAUCCUGUGGCCGCACGUUCUUGCCAGAUCGUCUUCCUGUUCACCAGAGAAGCUGCAAGCCGAAGGGUGACGGGCCCAGAGCACCAACCCCCAGCACUUCGGAUGAUCGCACUGGUCCCAGGAAAGCUGCUGGUGGCAUCCCAGCCCGACCAAAGGCUCUCAUCUGCUACAUUUGUGGUAGGGAGUUUGGCACUCUGUCCCUUCCCAUUCAUGAGCCCAAAUGCCUGGAAAAGUGGAAAACAGAAAAUGACCGGCUCCCCAGGGAGCUCCGCCGAGCACUCCCACAAAAGCUUCAGCCACUUCCCACUGGACAGUCCAACGAAGAGGGGCCAAGUCAAGUUCAGCUGGUGCCCUGUCCAAACUGCAGCCGGACCUUUGCCCCGGACCGCCUCCUGGUACACCAGAGAAGCUGUAAAGCUCAACCGAGUGGGCCAAAAAUGCAGAAUUUGACCUUAGGGAGUAAAGGUGGCCUAAAACAGUCCACUAAUUUCAAGCAGCAAAGCAACAUGGCAGCACCCACGGUGACUGAUAAGGUAAUUCGUGCCACGUGAGGUACUUUGGGUGGACCCACGGGUACAUUAUGCCCCCGCCCCCGGGGGAAUGAGAGAAAACUAUUCCCAGAAUCAGCUGCUUCAACCCCUAGGACGGUUUCUUUCAAUGCCUUACGUCUGCCUCAGUGCAGCCUGUCCAAGUCGACCCCGGUUGGACCCUGCAUCUCGGUUGGCAAGGUCGGUAUAAGGACAUCCCUGCCUGGUGGGUUCAUAGUCCUCUUCUACUCUGUCGCCUAAAAGAAAGAGAGAUGGACAUCCUUCUACCCUGAUUCCUCAUACCAAUAAUCCUUGGGAGAGACUGUUAUUUGAAAAUGAGUCAUUAAUGCUGUGUCUACAUUGCAGAGAUAUAAUUCCCAUUCCAACGGCCAAUAUUUAUUACCGGUUUAUUUUAGUCAUCUACCUUAGGAAUUCGUUUUUGGCAACCCUGGGUUAUGCUGAGUUUAUCUUACUAAAAUAGAAUGUGUGUCAAAAACCCCAAAUGACUUUAGCAACAAUUAGGCAUUGGAGCACUCACAGAAAUCGACGCGCUCCUCAAACACAGCAUGUUUUCUUUUAACACUUACAUGAUUAUGAUAUGUGUGAGAUUAACCCCAGGGCACGCUCUGAACCAACGAGAUGUGGGUUCAUGCUUCCCAGAAGUGCUCAGUUCCCACUGCUGCUCUGUGUCCUGUGUUUGGGUUGGACAGCAAGCAUUGAUCCCCACUUGGGCGCUUGGGAAGAAAAGCAUGACUCCCCGGGUCCCCAACCUGUACAGCGAAGUAUUGUUUACCUGAAGGUUCACCAUCAGCACAACUGGGGAAGAAUGCUAAUGAGGGUGGCUCCCCAUAAGACAUGGUCCAUGUGCUUUGUCCUGCCAUUAAGCCCGGGGCAUGGCUGCACUGUUCUGUGUCAUAACUUACAAGAUGUCAAAUCAUGAGAAAUAGGCCGUGGUCAAAAUCUUUUCUCUAUGGUUUGCUACCUAAAGCACCCCACCUGUAGGGAUACUUUUUUUUUUUAAGUAGGCUCCACACCCAGUGUGGGGCUCAAACUCACGAGCCUGAGAUCAAGAGUCCCGUUCUUUACUGAUUGAGCCAGCCAGGCGCCCCUGUCUUUUAGUGGACUGCUUGGGGGAAACUGAGGUUACCCAAGCAUUCUAAAGGAUUAAACCAGAAGGACUGGAGGGUGGGGUUUGGGGGACGGGAAGCAGCCUUUAUUUUUACUGCAACUUUUCUUCCUUACUUUUUUAUUGCAUUAUAUUGGCAACCUUCUAGUACUUUUCCCUCGCUUUCAGGUUUAAAAUGAAAUGAUUAGAAACUUACUGGUUUAGAAGAUUCCAAGACAAUGAUCGUAAAGCCCAAGAGUCAGACUGAGAGAG
Ailuropoda melanoleuca (giant panda) is the source of this 2953-nucleotide messenger RNA. RefSeq names its product zinc finger protein 474 (gene ZNF474). NCBI's taxonomy places the organism in Eukaryota, Metazoa, Chordata, Mammalia, Carnivora, Ursidae. The record is from RefSeq and is a predicted model, not a curated record. The transcript is spliced from 3 exons. Bases 547 to 1599 code for a protein of 350 amino acids.